Messenger RNA from Acanthosepion pharaonis, 2217 nucleotides. The record is from the annotation of a GenBank genome assembly. NCBI's taxonomy places the organism in Eukaryota, Metazoa, Mollusca, Cephalopoda, Sepiida, Sepiidae.
AUGAUUUUCUUUUCUUUGUCCAUGUCUUAUCUAUUUCUUGUAGCUUACUUUUUUUUUAUUAUUAUUUGUGUUCAUCAAAACAUUUCUUUAUACAAUCAUUCUUUCUAUCAGGCAACAUUUUUUCCCUUUGCUGUUUUAAUCACAAAAUUUCGGCCACUGUACCCCACGACAUAUACCUUGUUUUCCUCUUUUUUCUUUCUUUCUUUCUUUCUUUUUCAGUUUUCUCUUUUUUCUUUCUUUCUUUCUUUCAAUUUCCUCAAUCUUUCUUUCAUUCUUUCUUUUUCAGUUUCCUCUUUUUUCUUUUUUCUUUCUUUCUUUCAGUUUCCUCUUUCUUUCUUUCUUUCUUUCUUUCUUUCUUUCUUUCUUCUUUCAGCUUCCACUUUCUUUCUUUCAGUUUCCUCUUUUUUCUUACUUUUAGUUUCCUCUUUCUUUCUCUCUUUCAUUAUGUUUCCUCUUUCUUUCUUUCUUUCUUUCUUUCAGAUUCCUUUUUCUUUCGUUCUUUCUUUCAAUUUCCUCUUUCUUUCUCUCUUUCAUUCGGUUUUCUCUCUCUUUCUUUCUUUCCUUCAGUUUCCUCUUUCUUUCAAAUUCCUUUUUUCUUUCGUUCUUUCUUUCUUUCUUUUAGUUUCCUUUUUCUUUCUUUCUUUCUUUCAAAUUCCCCUUUCUUUCUCUCUUUCCUUCAGUUUCUUCUUUCGUUCUCUCUUUCUUUCUUUAUUUCUUUCAGUUUCCUGUUUCCUUCUUUCUUUCUUUCAAUUUCCUCUUUCUUUCUUUCUUUUUACUCUUUUCAUUUACAUUUUAUCCAGUUUCCCAUCCUUAAUUUUCUUUCCUUCUCUUUGUUUUUCUUUCUUUCUUUCUUUCUUUCUUUCUUUCUUUUCAUUCUUUUUAUUUAUAUUUUCUCCAUUUCCUCUUUCUUCAUUUAUUCAUUCAUUCUUUCUUUCUUUCUUUCUUAUAAGACAUUUUCAUUGCUUACUCUUGCAUUUAGUUUCCAACUUAUAUUAUUUGUUCAAAAAUAGUGAUAUAUUUCUCUCUCUCCAUCUCUCUCUUUCUAUCCUACACACUCUCUGUCUCUUUUUAUCUCACACUCUCUCUCCUCUAUAUCUCUCUUUCCAUACCACAUUCUCUUUCUCUCUCUUUCUUUCUAUACCACUCUCUUUCCCUCUCUCUUUUUACCAUACCCUCUCUCUCUAUCCCUCUCUCUUUCUUUCUAUCCCACCCUCUCUUUCUAUCCCUCCCGUCUAUCUCUUUCUGUCCCACAAAUUCUCGCUCUCUCCUUUUUUCUAUCUGACCCUUUGUCUUCCUCUUUCUCUCUCCCACUUUCUCUCCUCUCUCUUUCUAUACCACCCUCUGUUUCUCUCCCCGCUCUCUCUCUUUGUAUACCAGCCUCUCUCUCUUCAUCUCUCUUUCUAUCCCACCAUCUCUCUCUUUCUAUGCCAACCUACUCUCUCUCUCUUUCUUUCUAUCUCUCUAUCUCUCAUUGUCCCUGACUUUUCCUUUAGGCUGGUGUUUCCCUUUUCUUUCUUUCUUUCAUUCUUACAGUUUCCUCUUUCUUUCAUCUUUCAGCUUCAUCUAUCUAUCUAUCUAUCUAUCUAUCUAUCUAUCUAUCUUUCGUUCUUUCAUUUUCCUCUUCUUUUUUUAUUUCUUUCAUUCUUUCGUUCUUUCUUUCAAUUUCCCCUUUUUUGUCAUCCUUUGAAUUUCCUCUUCCUUUCUUUCUUCUUUCAGCUUCCUCGUUCUUUCUUUCUUUCUUUCUUACUGUCUUUCUUUCUUCUUUUCAAUUUCCUCUUUUUUCUUUCUUUGUUUCUAUUUGCAGUUCCCCAUUUCUUUCUUUCUUUCUUUCUUUCUUCUUUUCCCCUUUCUUUCUUUCAGUUUUUUCUUUCUUUUUUAUUUUCUUUCUUUCUUCCUUUCAUUUUCGUCUUUUUCUUUCUUUCUUUCUGUGUUUCCUUCUUUCUUUCUUCAUUUCUUUCAAUUUCCCCCUUUUUCUUUCAUUCUUUCAUUUUCUUCUAUCUUUCUUCAUUCUUUCUUCUUUCUUUCUUUCUUUAUUCCUUUCAUUGUCCUUUUCUUUCUUUCUUUCUUACUUUCUUUCAGUUUCCUCUUUCUUUCUUCUUUCAGUUUCCUUUUUCUUUCUUUCUUCAUUUCAAUUUCCUCUCUUUUCUUUCUUUCUUUCUUUCUUCCUUUAUUUCAGAUAACAUUGACUUACGCUGCGCGGACCAAGGAACCGAGUAA